AUGACCAACACUCCAGCACCGGCUUCUGCAGAGUCAGGGACCUUCACCCGCCUGGGCCCACUGCCUAAUUCCUACACUGCAGACCCUGGUCUCCAGCGAAUGCUACAAUGGUACCUCCCCGCCGACACCUUGAAGCGGGCUGAGCCCCAUCUGGCCAAAAUGGGCGAAGAGGCUGUUUCCUCGCAGAUCCACGCCUGGAACGCCGACGCAGAGGUCAACCAGCCGUAUGUCAAGAAAUACAACGUCUGGGGCGAGAGGUAUGGCUAUGACAGAUUGAUCACAACCGAUGGAUGGAAGAAGCUGGGGAGAUGGGGUGCUUCGAAUGGGGUUGUUGCUUUGGGGUAUGAUCGCUCUUAUGGUAAUGACCGGCGCACUGUUCAAUAUGCUGCUGUAUAUCUGUUUGCCCCGUCAUCGGCCAUGUAUAGGUGUCCGCUGAGCAUGACUGACGGAGCGGCAUUCAUACUGUCGAAGCGUCUGAAAGACUUGCCCAGCGACCAUAUCCUGCACACUGUAUUCCGAAGACUAACAUCAACCGGAGAGGACAACUGGACAUCCGGGCAAUGGAUGACAGAAAGAGCUGGCGGAAGUGAUGUCCAAAAUACCGAGACAUGGGCCAGUUAUUCUCCUCUGCCGCAGGGAUCGACGUCGACUGAUCCCCUUGCCGAAGGCGACUACCUGAUCAACGGAUUCAAGUUCUUUUCCUCUGCUACGGAUGCCAACGUCGCCUUUCUGCUCGCAAAAACCGAGUCUGGCAAACUGAGCUGCUUCAUCGCCCCGUUGCGGAGGACAGUUGUUGGGCCUGAUGGGAAGACAGAGGAACUAUCCAACGGUGUACGCAUCCACCGACUCAAAAACAAGCUCGGCACCAAAGAACUACCAACAGCUGAGCUAGAGCUAAGAGGAAUGCGCGCCCAUCUAGUCGGCGACCUCGACGAGGGUAUUCGCACCAUCGCGCCCCUACUAAACGUCACCCGCAUCCAGACCCUACUGGGAACACUAUCAACAUGGCGCCGCGCCAUCGACAUCACCAAGAAUUUCGCCAGGUGCCGCACCACCGUCGGCGAACCAUUGUGGCUGAUCCCCAUGCAUCUCCGCGUCAUCGCUGAUCUGGAACUUAAACACCGCGGCGCCAUUAACCUCGCCUUCCUCGCUAUUUCGGUCAUGGGGCUUGUUGAAAAUGCACCACAUGCUACUGCGAACCAGGCGCAUCUACCGCAAGACCCUGGCGAGGCGGCAGUCGUGUUCCGUGUACUCACCGCAAUCUGCAAGGGCACCGUCAGCAAGAUGUCUAUGACAGGCGUGCAGGAGUGCCAGGAAGCGAUGGGCGGCGUCGGAUACAUCGACGAGCCGGACGAGCCUGAAUUCAACGUUUCGCGACUUCUUCGCAGUGUGGCCGUGUAUCCUAUCUGGGAGGGCACGACAAAUGUCCUGGCAAGUGAGCUGGUGCGGUUCCUGAUGAAACGCGAUACUCUGGCCGUGCUGUCGGGAUGGUUUAGCAGGGUUCUUUCGUUGAUCCGGACGCCUGAGCUGGGUGAUGCACUUAAACAGGCCUUUGCGUCGUUUCUAUCGCGUGUCAAGUCUACCCCGAAUGCGAACUUGCUUUCUGAUGCCCGGAGGGUCAUGUUUACCUUCACGUGGAUACUGGCUGGGGCUCUGCUGGCGGUGGAUGGCGAGCGGGAUGGGAACGCCCCCGAGAUGGAGAUGGCGCGUAGGUGGACUUUGUACGGUGAGGCAGGCGUUGGUGAUUUUGCCUUCCGCGAUAUCGUGAAGCCCUAUGCAGCUUUUGAGUCGUCUUCGGCGGAUGAGCAUGCGCGGUGGGAUUGUAGGAUUGCCUGGGGGGUUGAGUUACCGGCGAGACAGGUUUUUGGACAUAGAUCGUUGAACGAGUCCAAGCUCUAG
Molecule: messenger RNA, 1899 nt
Organism: Aspergillus versicolor CBS 583.65
Lineage: Eukaryota; Fungi; Ascomycota; Eurotiomycetes; Eurotiales; Aspergillaceae
Exons: 4
Coding region: 1-1899 (632 amino acids)
Molecular function (GO): oxidoreductase activity, acting on the CH-CH group of donors
Source: RefSeq, a predicted model, not a curated record